Molecule: messenger RNA, 1727 nt
Organism: Drosophila miranda
Lineage: Eukaryota; Metazoa; Arthropoda; Insecta; Diptera; Drosophilidae
Product: odorant receptor 22a-like
Exons: 3
Coding region: 421-1614 (397 amino acids)
Biological process (GO): sensory perception of smell; detection of chemical stimulus involved in sensory perception of smell
Cellular component (GO): plasma membrane
Molecular function (GO): odorant binding; olfactory receptor activity
Source: RefSeq, a predicted model, not a curated record
GUGCACACAUAACAGAGUUUAUGCGAAAUAUUUGAAUUAUUUUCGAGGGUGUUUUUAAAGGUUACUUAGUUCGCAGCCUUUUCAUUCCCAAAGUUAAUAAUUGAACAAAUUUAAGUGAAUUCUUAAGUUUUAAGUUACGAAUUUAUUGUGUGAAAAGGCGAAAGGUCGAAGAUCUCGACUGGGAGAUACCCUGUGAGAGGAUUUUCAAGCUCGCAAAAGUAUCUUCCUAUCGAUUGCUUUAAAAUUUAGUAGAUUGGCAGAACUGUAGUACGUGCAUGCUCUAAUUUAAGACAAGUACGUCAUGCACGAGUUGAGGGCGGAAAAACGGCGAGUCAUCCAAGAAAACCGUAACAAAACGGCGACCUAUAAAUACACAUCACCCACAACACUCGACUUAUUCAAGAAAGAACUACGGCCAAGAUGUUGAGCAAGCUUGUGCCCCGCAUCACAGCCAAGCCACUGACGGAGAGGAUUCAGUCCCGCGAUGCCCUUGUCUACUUGGAUCGAGUAAAGAAGCUCUGGGGCUGGAGAGCCGCCGAGGAUGAGCAGUGGAGGAUACUCUAUAAUAUCUGGGCUUUUGUCUGGAACAUGCUGCUGCUCGUCCUGCUGCCGUUGUCGAUGUCCAUGGAGUAUGUGCAGAGGUUUAAAAACUUCUCGCCGGGAGAGUUCUUUGGCUCCCUGGAGAUCUGUGUGGACAUGUAUGGCUGUUCCCUGAAGUGCGUCUACACCAUGUUUGGUUUCAAGAGAUUUCAAGCAGCCAAGACACUGCUUGAUCGCCUGGACCUGCGCUGCACCAGCGACGAGGAACGCGCCAGUGUGCACCGCUACGUGGCUCUGGCGAACCGCUGCUAUGUGACAUACCACAUCCUAUACUCGGGAUUCGUGGUUAUCAAUUGGACGGGCUACCUCCUGUUGGGCAGCCACGCCUGGCGGAUGUACCUCCCUGGGCUGGACUCUGAGCGAAACUUUCUGGUGACCAGUUUCUUCGAGCUACUGCUGAUGAGCGGCGUGGUUACCAUGAACCAGUGCACGGACGUCUCUCCUCUGGCCCACAUGCUAAUGGCUCGCUGCCACAUAGGUCUGCUCAAGGAUCGCUUGACCAAACUACACUCGGAUCCCAGCAAAUCUGAGGAGGACCACCAGGAGGAUCUGAAUAGAUGCAUCCAGGACCAUUCCGUGAUACUGGACUAUGUGAAUCUUCUGCGGCCCGUCUACUCGGCCACCAUUUUCGUGCAGUUCCUCUUAAUUGGCCUGGUUCUGGGCCUGUCCAUGAUCCACGUCAUGUUCUUUUCCAACUUCUGGACAGGCAUCGGCACCAUGUGCUUCAUGUUCGAUGUGUGCCUGGAAACCUUUCCGUUCUGCUACUUGUGCAACAUAAUCACCGGUGAUUGCCAGGAUCUAGCGGACAGUCUGUUCCAAUCGAAUUGGAUGGCAGCCAGUCGCAGAUACAAGUCCACGUUGGUCUACUUUCUGCACAACCUCCAGCAGCCGAUUGUCCUCACAGCUGGCGGGAUUUUUCCCAUCUGCAUGCAGACCAAUUUAUCGAUGGCGAAGAUGGCCUUUUCUGUGGUCACCAUAAUAAAACAAUUCAAUCUGGCGGAUAAGUUUCAGUAGGAAAACACAACCGAACUUGACUAGACCUUGCAAACAUUUAUUUAUUAUGUAAUGAUGUAGAAAUUUUGUCACAAAAAUGUUAAAUAAAGGAAGUAGACCCAAUAGAACCUGUA